Messenger RNA from Adineta steineri, 963 nucleotides. The record is from the annotation of a GenBank genome assembly. Lineage: Eukaryota; Metazoa; Rotifera; Eurotatoria; Adinetida; Adinetidae.
AUGGCAACAGCAAAUAUAAGACCAAAAUGCUCUAUUUGUAACAAAACAAAUGCAACAUGUCUUUGCUCAGGAUGUUCAAAAGAUUUUUGUUUCCAACAUUUAACAGAACAUCGACAAAUUCUUGACAAACAAUUAGAUGAAAUUAUCAAUGAUCAUGAUCAAUUUCGACAAACAAUUACUCAACAAAAGCAAAAUCCAUUAAGUUCGCCUUUAAUUCAACAAAUUAAUCAAUGGGAAACAAAUUCAAUUGAGAAAAUUCGGCAAACCGCAUACCAAUGUCGAGAAAUAGUGACGAAAUUGACACAAAAAUCGAUCAGUUAUAUUGAGAAAAAGUUUAUUGAAUUAUCUGAGAAGUUAAGAAAAAUUCGUGAAGAAAAUGAGUUUAAUGAAAUUGAUUUAAAUCAUUUUAAACUAAAACUAACACAAAUUACAAGAGAAUUCAUUGAACCAUCAAAUAUGUGUAUUCGACUAGAUUCGCAAGAAUUUAUUAAGAAAAUUUCAGUUAUUUCAUCAUCAGACGAUUCGAAAAAUUCGAACACUGUUGAGUAUGAAAUCACUGUCGAAACAUCAAAGAAACGUGGAGCUGGAACUGAUGCCAAUGUGUUUUUAAGUAUCUUUGGUGAUAAAAGUAAAGUUGAACGACGUCAAUUAAAAGAAUCUAUAGAUCGUACUAAAAACUUAUUUGAAUCUGGUGCAACUAAUCGUUUUAAAAUUUAUGCAGCUGAUGUUGGAAAGAUUAAAACAGUUCGAAUUGAACAUGAUGGAUGCGGUAUCGGAGAUGGUUGGCAUGCUGAUUCAGUUGAAGUUCAUCAUGUUUCACGGAAUGAAGUCUACACAUUUCCAGUUGACCGUUGGUUGAAUGUUGCAAAAGGUGACGGGAAAAUUGCACUUGAUCUUGAGCCAGAUAGGAAACCAGGACAAUUGACAUGUAAGUGGUAUUUAAAAUACUACGAAGAUACAUAG